UGUGACGUGCUCCAAGGCUCCUAUCAGUGGCUGCAUUAGCCAACGCACCAGCCAAUCAGCAAGGACAGCACAGUGUUCAUCCAUUCUACCAACUUGUUUAUGUGGUUGCCGUCCGUGGGAAUGCUGUAUGCUUCGAUUGUCCAGAAUUAUGUCUUUAGUGGGUGAUCAUUUCAUUGCAGAUACUAUGAAACUCCAGUGUGAGGUGGAAGUCAUCAAUCGGAUGCUCCCGACCUUCGGUAUGCGGAACAGAGGCAAAGGAAACCGAGCUGUUCUCUCUAUCGGGAAACAUCAUGAUCGGAGCAUUAAAAACAACUCUCCGACCAUUCAUCUUUUGAUCUGUACCUUAAAAGACAAAGCAGGCUGUAAAUACAAGCUGAAAGGAAAUAUAGAGCAAUUUUUCACCAAAUUCGUGGAAGAAGGAAAAGCAACCAUCAGGCUGAAAGAACCUGCUGUGGAUGUUUGUCUGAGUAAGGCAGAUGUCAAUAAUUUAAAGAACUUCCUCUCCACGUUAAGGCUGGCUCACCGAGGAAGUGAAAUAGACACUAUACCAUUGUCCAAUCUGGCUCCAGUUAAGACUGCAGAAGUUGAAAAGCCAAAAGCCAAAAUGGUUAUCACAUCUAGGAAGGAUUAUCCUCUCACCACAAACUUCCCUUACUCUCUAGAGUUUCUACAGGUGUCCUACUGCAAACUAGCACGUGUGGAUAUGCGAAUGCUUUACCUUCGAAAACUGCGGAAGCUGGAUCUUAGCAAUAACCACAUACACAAACUUCCAGCUACCAUUGGGGAUCUUUCUUGUCUGUCUGAGCUUGUUUUGCACAAUAACCACUUGGAAACAUUCAGUAUUACAUUGUGUAGCUCCACAUUGCAGAAAUCUUUGCAGUUUUUGGAUUUGAGCCACAACAGAUUGCAUGCUUUGCCUAUUCAAUUCUGUCAACUGCGAGAACUUAUUCAUCUAAAACUUGAUGACAAUGAGUUACUCCGGCUUCCUUACAGGAUUGGGCAGCUGACUAAACUACGCUUCUUCUCAGCAGCACGUAACAAAUUGCCUUAUCUUCCAUGCGAUUUUCAGAAGCUGUGCCUUGAGAAUGUGGAUCUAUUUGGAAACCUUUUUGAACAACCUAGUCCUUUGGCUCCAUUGAUUCAGCUGCAGAUUCCAAUGACUCUACUAGAGAUAGCCGCUAGAGCAACAAUAAAUUACAGAAUUGCUUAUGGACCACACAUCCUUCCAGCCCAUUUAUGUCAAGAUCUGGAUUUGACUAAAACCUGCCUUUGCAGAAGACCUUGUUUGAACUCCUUUAUUCAAGUCGUUGUAAAUUUGAACUUGCAUCAAGUCUCCCAUACUGUGGUCCUUGUGGACAACAUGGGUGGCACUGAAGCCCCAAUUCUCUGUUACUUCUGUUCGUUAACCUGCUACUCCGAGUUCCUUGACAGAUAUCACCAACGCAACAGAUGAUCAAUGUAAAAUAUUGUAGCCAACUGGUAAAUUGCAGAAUUUCUACCAGACAUAUUAAUUUUGAAGAGAGAUGAGCAAAAACUUCAAGAAUCUACACAUCUAUUCAGCCAACACAUUCAGUGUUGGAGCAUACUCCUAUGGUGAAUGCAAUACAGCAAAAUGUAUAUUUUAGGAACACUACAAACAAUUUGAACUCCAACUCACACCAGUGACUGGGACAAUAUUUUUAAUGACUUUGUAUUAACUCUUGAGUUAAACUAAUGUUCACUAGUUUGGAUAAUAUAUUUUGUAAUUUUGGGAUACUUGCAUUGUCUGUUUCGAUAGAAAAUAACUUUAGUACUGUGCGUUUGCAAUAAUUUUAAGAAAUACAUUUGUAAGCUGUAUUUCUGUAUGGAUUAAGUUAUGUACAACCACAGUUAAUAUAAAGGAACGUAACAGUAUUUAGUGUAUAUAGACCAUUGACUAUAUUAUUUUCUUACAGCUGUGUUUAAGCUUGAAGUUUAAAGUUGUCUUUGUUAAGCUUGGGAUUAAUGGAUAAGGAAUUUGUUCCAAUGUACUUAGCAUUUUCAUUUAUAUUUAAUAAAAAUUACAUUAAUUCAAUGUGUCCACUAGUAUUCUAGCAGACAGACCAAUAUUAAGGCCAAUUAUAAUGUGACAAGUUCUUAGCAAUUUUAGUUCCUUUUGCAGUUUUGCAUUUCAUAUUUGUUUUAUUGUAAAUAAUUUUCUAUAAAGGGAAAAUGUGUCGAAUCAUCCAACUUAGAUCUAUUAAAAGUUUACUCCUUGAAGGUUGGAGAUCUACUUUUAAGAAUUCAGAGUUCUGGUCAGUCUGGUUUGACCAAUACUUGUGAGAAUAAUUUCACAUCACGUGACAUAAUUAGCAGUUCUAUAUAUUUGACAUAUUUUAUCAAGUCUGUCAACACUUCACAAUUCAUAGAUGUGAGCAAGUUACAUGUCUGGAACACAAUCUUUGGUCAGAAAAUCAUUUUUAAUAAAUUCCAUCUGCCAUAUAGGACUGAAAUCUAUGCUUUAGUGUUCAUUGUUCUGAGACUAGUGAUGACUUGUUUGUUAUAUUCACUUUCUUCAUUAAUCUCCUGUGGUGCUGCAGAGUCGAAUCCAAGCGUAAACACUUCGGUGAAAUGGAGUGGGCAGUUGGGGUGGAGAAAUGGGAGUGAAUGAAAUGACUGGACCAGGGUCUACAAAAUAAUCUUUUUUAGUAAGAGAUAUUGCACAGUUGCCUCACUGAAUGCUUAAUGAAUUAUUUUGAAUGUGUUAAAUAUUAUGUAGCGUUGACUCAGCUGACUGAUGUUCCUGUUUAAUUUUUGACUUAAUUUCUCUUUAAGAUUUAAUAAAUCCACUAAAAAUGCAAGCUAUUGGCUUAACUGUGGACAAACACCAGUCUGAGUGGGAGAUCACUGCAGAUAGGUGACUGCUAAUUUAAAGGAGAAUAUUUGGCAGCUAAGAUGGACAAAGUAGAAGCUCCUCACUGAUCAUUUAAAAUUCUUUUGUGACAGAGCCACAUUACUGAGCAGCUUGGUUAAAAGCAUUACUCAGUGGUCAAAAAUAACCUUAAAAGUGAGAAAAUUAUUUUAUUAAAAUAUGUGCUGGGAAAGCAUUUAGAAGUCAUGUAAUAUGUAAAACUAUUUUCUCAUCUGACAAUUUGUUACUUGAUGCAAACGUAAAAAGGGCAGUGCCUAACUUGUAAGUAGAGAGAGAUUGCUCAAUACCAGAAGCAAGUCCUAUUGGAGCUUUGUAUACCGAUAUUUCAGCAAUUUGUUAACAAAAAUAUGAUAGGGCACACUGGACAUGUUUUAACUUGCACAAUUGUGUUGAAUGUUAUUGCCCUGUCAGAAAACAUUUUGAAGAAUAAUCUUUACCACGGUGGUAACAGCAGCUGUUUCAGUCAUGCAAGAAGCUGAGGCUACUUCCUGGUGGCUCCCUCCUAUUGUUAUAAUAUCAUCUUAUCUGUUUUAAGCAGUUGUAGAAUUCUAAAACUCAUGCUCAUGUUACAGCAUUCUGUAGCUUUUAGUGCGUAAAGUUUUACCACCCUAAACUAAACAACUCCAAAGUUCUGUUGCCUAUAAUUCCUAUUCAUACCAAGCUCACUGAGCAUUGAUUGCUGAUCUGUUAAUCCUUCCAUUUCUGUUUUAAUAUUCCUUAUUUUCAAAUCCAUCCAUGGUGUCAUCACUCCCUGUCUCAUCCUCCUUUUGGCCCUACAACACUGAACUCAGCUUCUCCAAUUUUGGCCUAUUUGUGAUUUUAAUUUAUCCACCAUCCCCAAACAUUCCUACAGCUGUGCUAGUCCCAACUUUCACUGGUGUUCUCCUUUUCCUAAAUGGAACCAUGUCUUAAUAUUUUCAUGUGUUUUUAUUAAUGCUCCUGUGAUGUUUAGCGUCGGACGAUUUACUAUUGAAAAAUGUUCUAUUUAAACACAUUCGUUGUAUACAUUGUUGUCUCAAUGAAAACUCCUGCUGAAAAAUAAACCCAUACUGAAGAAUGCAGUAUAACUUUAAAA
This is a messenger RNA of Stegostoma tigrinum, 3965 nucleotides long. It is a transcript of the gene lrr1, whose product is annotated as leucine rich repeat protein 1. Gene Ontology annotation, molecular function: protein binding. The record is from RefSeq and is a predicted model, not a curated record. The coding region runs from base 128 to 1453 and encodes 441 amino acids. The transcript is spliced from 4 exons. Lineage: Eukaryota; Metazoa; Chordata; Chondrichthyes; Orectolobiformes; Stegostomatidae.